AUGUCGAAUAUCUCCAUGCGCAAGCUCGUCAUCAAGGAGGAUAGCAAGGAGGACGUAUUGAAGAAGAAACAACAUGGGACGCCCAAGGCUUCAAGAAAGAAUGCGGGCAAGACUUCUCUGCGCAGUAUAGCAGUUGAAGCCCAGAGGUCGCGGACGUUCGUCAAGUCGCGGGGAAGGCAACGCUUUGUAGACCCAGAUGCAGAGACAAAGACGGUCACAGCAUACUGCGCUGCCGAGACGUACGACAUCACAGCCGCUGCCAAACUUGUCAAGCAACAGGGCUACGAACUCGAUCCCUUCUCAACCGGACUCUACCCUCAAGUCAUACAUGUCCAAACAUCCGACAAGCCCUCCGAAGUCAAAGACUACCAGCAAGGAGACAUCUUCAUUUUCCCCUCCGGAACCGUCGUAACCUGGAACGUCCGCGAGCGUGAAGCCCUCAAGCUCGUCAACCAAAUCCUUCCCGCCGCCGCCGAAGGCUCCCACCUCGACAUGCUCGAAACCGAAGACCUGGAUUACCUGGAAGACCCCAGCAAAGAAACCAGCGAAGUCGUCGGCGACACCAUCGUGCUCGGCACAAAAGCCGAGCCAGAGCACGACUCCACCUCCCCAUCUCCCACCGACUCCCCCGAAAACCCCCAGCGCCACGAAGUCGACACCAUUCUCGCCAAAAUCGCGUUCUCCUCCGGCCUCGCGCGCUCGACCAAACUCUCCAUUCUCGAGACACUCUUGUCUGACUACCAGCAUUCCACCCGCUCUAUCCCCUCAGCGCUAAGCUCCCUCGCCCCCUCCACCCUCUUCACCCGCUCCUUCAUCCUGCGCAAAACCGGCGAACUACUCUCCAUCCGUGCACAGCUCAACCUCUACUCCGAGCUGACCGACUCCAUGCCCGAUAUCUUCUGGGACAGCCGCCACGAGCUCGGGCUCGGCGAGUACUACGACCAAGUCGGCCGCGCGCUCGACGUGGGCGUGCGCAUCAAAGUCCUGAACGAGAAAAUUGGCUUUGCGCAGGAGAUUGCGAGUGUGCUAAGGGAGCAGUUGAGUGAGAAACAUGGGCUCAGGCUCGAGUGGGCGAUUAUCGCGCUCAUUGCGGUCGAGGUCGUGCUGGAGGUUUAUCGGCAUUGGAUGGAGAGGCGGGAGAGGGAGGAUGAGGGGAGUAUGGAGAGUCUAGUGCGGAGGUAUGUGCUAAUGUUGAUGGAGAAGGAGAAGAUGACGAGCAAAGAGGCGGAGAGUAGUUGA
This is a messenger RNA of Parastagonospora nodorum SN15, 1239 nucleotides long. RefSeq lists its product as hypothetical. The transcript has 2 exons. Gene Ontology annotation, biological process: positive regulation of mitochondrial translation. The record is from RefSeq and is a predicted model, not a curated record. Lineage: Eukaryota; Fungi; Ascomycota; Dothideomycetes; Pleosporales; Phaeosphaeriaceae. Bases 1 to 1239 code for a protein of 412 amino acids.